AUGGCCCUGGCCGUGAUCGGGGCAUCCGGUGCCAAAGCGAGCGCACGGAAGGCUCGGGUCCAGGUCGCCCGUCAUUCUGUGGAGACUUUUCAGCAGGGUGCAAUGGAGUACCCGGCAGCCUAUGACAAAAUCGCCGACGUCAAUGACAAGGAGAAGGAGGCCGACAUCAUCUGCACCAUCGGACCAAAGUCCUGGGACCCUGAGGUUUUGGUGGAGCUCAUGAAAGCCGGAAUGAACGUCAUCCGAUGCAACAUGUCCCACGGAGACCACGAGGAGCAGAGCAUGAAGCUGGCCAACCUUGAGAAGGCAUACGAGCUCGCUCCGGAGUUCAAGGGCAAGAUGAAGAUCUUGAUGGACACUCGCGGCCCUGAGAUCCGUACUGGCACUUUCGAGGUCUACAACUCCAAGAAAGAACUGAAGGCUGGUCAGGACUUCAAGCUCGUCACCGACUACAGCCUGAAGGGCGACGAGAGCAUGGUGGCGAUCACCUACGAACAGCUGCCCAAGAGCGUCAAGCCGGGCCAGCGCAUCCUCAUCCAGGACGGCACUGUGAUCCUCGAGGUCACGGAGGCAAAGGACGACGAGGUGCUUUGCAAGGUUGUCAACAACUGCAAGCUGGGUGAGAAGAAGAACGUGAACGUGCCAGGUGUGAAGGUGGACAUCCCGGUUGUGGGUGAGCGGGAGAUCAAGGACAUUGAGGAGUGGGCAGUUCCCAACAACGCCGACUACAUUGCCCUCAGUUUUGUCCAGAGCGCGGAUGAUGUGAAGGAGUGCCGCAAGCACUUUGGCGGUAAGGACAUCAAGGUCAUCUCCAAGAUUGAGAAUGUGGAGGGCCUGAAGAACUUUGAGGAGAUCCUCGCGGAAUCGGAUGGCAUUAUGGUGGCCCGUGGCGACCUGGGCAUGGAGAUUCCGAUGGAGAAGGUUUGGAUGGCCCAGAAGAUGAUGAUCAAGAAGACCAAGGCAGCCGGCAAGUACGCGGUGUGCGCCACGGAGAUGCUGGCAUCCAUGGAGGACAAGCCGUUCCCGACCCGAGCGGAGGCCUGUGAUGUGGCCAACGCAAUUUUGGAUGGGGCCGACGCAGUGAUGCUCAGCAGCGAGAGCGCCAUGGGAAAGUUCCCCGUCGAGACGGUGAACACCAUGAGGAGGAUCGUCGAGGAGGCUGAGCACGCGCUCGUGUCGGAGAUGGUGUGGGUCGGCGACUGGGCCUUGUCAUCCAAAACCGAGCACGGCUCCCCCGUAGGGCAUGAUGCGUUCGUAUCGCGCCACCUCCAGGGCAAGCGCGAUGAGCAAGACCGGCUCCUGCAAGGCAUCUUUCACGUUGAUGACCUGCAAGCGGGAUGGCUACUGUUGCGGUCCUGCGCCGCCCCGCACGCCAACUACCUGUUAUGCAACCUUCCCCAACACCUCACUGCCGAGUAUGCGGUGCAGCACGAUGCGGCUGUCAUUUGGUGUCUUUCCGCGCUUUUCGAACACGGUGAGGCUCCCGGCGAAAAGUCCCUGUGCAUGUGGUCUAUGGCGGGACGACUUCUGUCGCGAGCAGCUGCGUUCCAGCGCGGCGACUGGACAGCGCUCUUGGAAGUAAGGGCAGGUGAAGUGUGCAGAGCUCGCCAACUCCUGACGGCAGCGGAGCUGGCCCCUGACGGAGUAUUUCCGUGGCGCAAACCAGACGGAGUGCACAGCCUGGCCAAGCAAUGGGCGCCGUUCGAUGAAGCAACACUGCCGGUCCAAUACGCUUUGCAAGCACUGGCCGGUACCGCGGCAUUUGCCGCCCAUGUGCGGACGGUGCCCGAGCUUUGUGACGAUGUUGUUUCGCUCUUGUUUCUCUCGAUGGGCGGAGUGCGGAUGAUAGCAUGUCCCACCGCAACUACUCCCUUUCGUACGGUUUUGUUCGGUCAGCCUUCCACGUAUUGUUGGUGGGCCCCUCCCACAGCGAUGAUGACCUCCUUGCCAUGGCUGCGCGAGGGGCGCAAUGUCAUCCACCAAGGUCGCUUGCCCACUCCCUCCUCGAGGACCCCUCACCAGUCCCACGUGAGCCGGCGCCAGGGCCGCGUGCUCGACCACAAGGCGCGGCCAGGCCAGCGCCGCCGGAAGCCGGAAUGCGUCACUUCUCUUGACGCAGUCGACCGCGCAACCACCUCCGCGUGCGUGUGCUCGCGCUCCAAUCGGGAACCGGAUCUGACUGGAGCUGGCGGAAAGAGGAAGCAGGUGCCCGAGUCGUCGCGCAUGCCGCCCUGCGUGACAGCAGCAUGCUUCGCUUCGCUUUCGCCCGUUCGGGUCCUUUACAAGCGUCAGACUGUUCCUGCUACUCGUGGACCACGGUCCUAUAAGGACAUGGGGAAUGGGGGCGUGCUUGAGUGUUGGCACGAUUCGGUCUGUACUGGCUUGCAGCGGGCGGCCAAGUUGCUGUUUCAGCAAUAUCAGUCCACGUAUUCACCGCUGGAAAAUUACAGGCUGCAAAACUGCGGAGUCGAUCAUCCCACUUCGUUAGCGGGCGACCGGGUCGACGAUGUAGUUGUAAAACAAAAUUUGCUUGCCAGUUGGUUUCUGGACACCAUUUGA
Molecule: messenger RNA, 2559 nt
Organism: Symbiodinium natans
Lineage: Eukaryota; Dinophyceae; Suessiales; Symbiodiniaceae
Source: the annotation of a GenBank genome assembly